UUGCAACCUCAGUUAACGUAGUUAAAUGUAUACGGAGCCAUAGACACCCCCCUCCCCCCAGCAUUUCAGUAUUAUAACCUCAUCUUUAUUCCAUUUGUCUCCUCCUUAUUAUCUUCCUACAGGGAGUCCGCCCCGGGAGAAGGUAUCGCCCAAACGAACAGAAACAUCCUCCCCUAUGCCACAUUCUGAAAUACCAGCCCCAAGCUCUUGGAAGAGCCAUUUCCCGAACGGGGAUUUAUGGGUUUUCGGCUAUGGGAGUCUAAUCUGGAAGCCACCGCCACAUUAUGAUCAAAGAUUGCUCGGAUACAUAGAAGGCUAUGUUCGACGGUUCUGGCAGGCGAGCGGAGACCACAGAGGAACCCCUGAAUCACCCGGGCGGGUUGUCACUGUAAUCGAACAAUCAUUCUGGGAAACACUAUCAGACCCGCAACGUGAUGUCCAAUCAAACAACUCCAAACCCUCUACCGUCUGGGGCGCAGCCUAUCACAUCCCGGCCUCCCACGCAGAGGAAGUCCACGCCUACCUAGACGAUAGGGAAAUAGACGGCUACACCGUCCACUUCACCCCUUUCCACCCAGCACCAUCAUCCACCACCACCACCACCACCACUAACAACAAUAACACCACCAUCACUUCACCAACCUCCCCCAUAACAUGCAUGGUCUACAUCGGCCUGCCCACAAAUGCCCAAUUCCUCCGCAACCCCACAGACCGCGACCCGGCCAACGUCGCGCGUGUCAUCAGCCAGAGCUGCGGGCAGAGCGGGGAGAAUCGUGAGUAUUUGUACCUGUUGGAGAAAGCGUUGGAAGGGCCUGAGUUUGCUGGCGGGCUGGACGGGAAUGGGGAUGGGGACGGGGUUGGAAGGGUUGUAGAUAGCCAUAUUGCCGAUUUGGCAAGGAGGGUGAGGGCUAUUGAGGGGAGGGAGAUUAGUGAGGCGGAUCGGAGGAAGAGUGAGAUUGUGCUGGAACAUUUGCCGGGGCCGGAGAUGCGGGAGGGAGAGAAGGUGGAGCGGAUGGAGGAGUUUGAGGGUGGGGAUGUGGGGGCGGAAUAGGGAGGAAAUGGGUCGGGGUUUUGAGAGUUGUGGCCCAUGUUUUAUGGGGAUAGAACUGAGUGCGGGUUUGGUUAUAGAAUUAGAGCUUCUAGAUGUUCCGGAAUUUUUUGUGUCGUGCGGUUCGCUGCGGUAUGGUAUGGUGAGGUGAAGUACUAUAAGCAGUGGCAAUGGGCGAAUAGACCAUGGCGCGAACAAACCUCUUGACCUUUCCCGUCCGCCCAAUUUACCCGUGAUCGUCUGAACAUUUCUGUCAUCUGCUCUGUCAAAUCCCAAGUGGUGUAUCGCUGGGAAGAGCUUCCCAUACACCAAUCUCUCAUACGUUCCACUACAUUAUACUCACAUCCAUGAAUAUCGGUGGCCUGUGAUACCAUACCUGUAAACCUUAUGCGCACAGUAGGAUGGGCAUGGAAAUAUGUAAGCUUGAAAGGAAAGCGUGAAAAGGAAAAGAAAGGCAAGAGUAGUAAAUGGACAAAGGAAAGGAGGUAGGAGGGAGCUUUUGCCAGUCCGUCGGUCCGCGAAGAAAAACAUCAUAGCUUUGCAUAACUAGCAUUUAAAAGGAAAAGGAGGAGGCUAGCUAGGAUCCAAUAGAGGACAAAAUAGAACAGGGAAAGAAACAGGACCGGAAACAGGAUAAAGUGUAGACACAUCUCAUUCCU
Blastomyces gilchristii SLH14081 is the source of this 1707-nucleotide messenger RNA. Its product is annotated as cation transporter ChaC. The record is from RefSeq and is a predicted model, not a curated record. The transcript has 6 exons. Gene Ontology annotation, biological process: glutathione catabolic process. Gene Ontology annotation, molecular function: gamma-glutamylcyclotransferase activity; glutathione specific gamma-glutamylcyclotransferase activity. Lineage: Eukaryota; Fungi; Ascomycota; Eurotiomycetes; Onygenales; Ajellomycetaceae. Gene Ontology annotation, cellular component: cytoplasm. The coding region runs from base 176 to 1051 and encodes 291 amino acids.